CCGCGGCCCGCGGCGCGACGCUAGUGCGCAGGCGCGGCGGCCGAUGCGAGUGUGGAUGUGCGGGUGAGAAGAUGGCGGCGGCGGGGGAAGCCGCGUGAGGAUCCCAGGAGCGCCCAGUCCCAUUGAAACGGGCCGCCAUGGCCCUCCGCAAACCGCAGUACAUUUUUGGAGAUUUUAGCCCCGAUGAAUUCAAUCAGUUUUUUGUGACUCCUCGCUCUUCUGUUGAGCUUCCUCCAUACAAUGGGACAAUUCUGUGUGGUGCACAGGCUGCCGAUGAACUACUUGAUGGACCAGAAUACCAGAGGAUUGAAUUUGGUGUUAAUGAAGUGAUAGAAACCAAUGAUACUUUGCCGAGAACUCAUAACUACAGUAUUUCAAGCACAUUGAAUCCUCAGGCCCCAGAAUUUAUUCUUAGCUGCACAACUUCCAAAAAGACCCCUGAUGACCUAGAUAAAGAUGUGAACUACAGCUCCAUUGACUGCCAGUACCCAGACUCCAGCCUUGCUUUGGAUAGCAGUUCUAAUGUGGAGGUAGAAGUGUCGGAAAAUGAUGGCGUCUCGGGUGGUUUAGGACAAAGGGAGCGGAAAAAGAAGAAAAAACGGCCACCUGGAUAUUACAGUUACUUGAAAGAUGGCAGUGAGGGUAGUGUUUCCACAGAAACCCUGGUCAAUGGCCACGCCAAUUCAGCAGUCCCGAACAGCAUAGGCACAGAGGAUGCUGAGUUGAUGGGUGACAUGCCUCCGUCAGUGUCACCCAGGACUUGUAGUAGCCCUCAGGACUCCAUGGACUUUGUCAGUGACACUGUACCAGGAGGUUCUUUCUCUGAAUCCAUAGACAGCAAUGGAAGGACUGCAGGGCAGCCUGAGGGCUGCCCAGGGGCUGCCUCUGAACAACCCUGCCUUCCUGCAGAGACUGGCAGGGACAGCCUGCUGAGGACAGCUGUGGCUCAGCCUUUCCUUGGGACCGAUACUACUGAAAACCUUGGAGUUGCUAAUGGACAAAUACUUGAAUCCUCAGAGGAGGACUCAGCUACUAAUGGGGUAGAGUUCCACCCAGUGGAGAGUACUGACUUGGACCCAGCCAAAGCUGAGAGUGCUUCCCCUUCUGCUGAGGCUCAGGCCUUUGCAGUAGGGGCCGUGUCUGGCAGUCAACCUGCCAAAUCCUGGGCCAGUCUGUUUCACGAUUCUAAGCCCUCUUCCUCCUUACCUGUGGCCUCUGUGGAAACUAAGUGUUCUCCUCCUGCCACAUCUCCCAUUGUCUCUGAAAAGCAGGUUGAAGUCAAAGAAGGGCUUGUUCCAGUUUCAGAGGAUCCUGUAGCCAUAAAGAUUGCAGAGUUAUUGGAGAAUGUAACCCUAGUACAUAAACCAGUAUCGUUGCAACCACGUGGGCUGAUCAAUAAAGGAAACUGGUGCUACAUUAAUGCUACACUGCAGGCAUUGGUUGCUUGCCCUCCAAUGUAUCACCUGAUGAAGUUCAUCCCUCUCUAUUCAAAAGUGCAGAGACCUUGUACUUCAACACCUAUGAUAGAUAGCUUUGUUCGACUAAUGAAUGAGUUUACUAAUAUGCCGGUACCUCCAAAAUCCAGGCAAGCUCUUGGAGACAAAAUCAUGAGGGAUAUUCGCCCUGGAGCUGCCUUUGAGCCCACUUACAUUUAUAGACUCCUGACUGUUAUCAAGUCAAGCCUGUCUGAAAAGGGUCGACAAGAGGAUGCUGAGGAAUACUUGGGUUUCAUUCUAAAUGGACUUCAUGAAGAAAUGUUAAACCUAAAGAAACUUCUCUCACCAAAUAAUGAAAAAUUUACUAUUUCCAAUGGACCCCAAAGCCACUCAGUAAAUGAAGAAGAGCCAGAAGAACAAGGCGAAGGAAGUGAGGACGAAUGGGAGCAAGUGGGCCCCAGAAAUAAAACUUCAGUCACUCGCCAGGCGGAUUUUGUCCAGACCCCAAUCACUGGCAUUUUUGGUGGACACAUAAGGUCUGUGGUUUACCAGCAGAGUUCAAAAGAAUCUGCCACUUUGCAGCCAUUUUUCACAUUGCAGCUGGAUAUCCAGUCUGACAAGAUUCGCACAGUCCAGGAUGCAUUGGAAAGCUUGGUGGCAAGAGAAUCUGUCCAAGGUUACACCACAAAAACCAGACAAGAGGUUGAGAUAAGUCGGAGAGUGACUCUGGAAAAACUCCCUCCUGUUCUUGUGCUGCACCUAAAACGAUUUGUUUAUGAGAAGGCUGGCGGAUGCCAGAAGCUUAUCAAAAACAUUGAGUAUCCUGUAGACUUGGAAAUUAGUAAAGAACUGCUUUCUCCAGGGGUUAAAAAUAAGAAUUUUAAAUGCCACAGAACCUAUAGGCUAUUUGCAGUGGUCUACCAUCAUGGCAGCAGUGCCACCGGGGGCCACUAUACCACAGACGUCUUCCAAAUCGGUCUCAACGGCUGGCUGCGCAUCGAUGACCAGACAGUCAAGGUGAUUAACCAGUACCAGGUGGUGAAGCCCACUGCUGACCGCACAGCCUACCUCCUGUAUUACCGCCGAGUGGACCUGCUGUAAUCACCGUCUCCUGUGCGACACCCGCUGCUUCUUCUCACUGACUUCCUUCCUCUCUUUAGUGGCUCUUCAGAGAGAAAAAUCUUUCUCCUUUUUGCAAAACUGGGCUAGAAUGGAGACGCCUUGGGGUCUGUGUACAACAUAGUUUGUGUUGACUUCUAACUUCCAAAUCAAAAUCAUUUGGCUGAAACAAGACUGUGUCACUUGAUUUAAGAAAAUACACCGAAACCCACAUUACUGAAAUAAUGCUGAUUUCUGAGUAAGGAAGGGGAACUUGCAUUUGAUUCCCAAAUAUGAUUGCUUAGUAGAAUAAAUCCCACACCAGCAACACUUGUAAAUUUGUGAAAAUGAAUUUUAUCUUUCCUUAAAAAAUAAUUUUUUAAUUCAUCACACUUUCUUCCCCACCCUUUAGUUUUUGAUAAAUGAUAGAAGUGAGCCAGUUAUCCAUGAAGAAAUAAUUCUUAACUUCAAAAGGAAAAUAAACAUGAAAACAAAGUUGCUGGUUCCUAACAGGAAGAAUCCAUUUUAAUGAUUGUGCAAUGAGAUACUGCUUGCCUACAUGUUGCAGAGCAAAUCUUUGGAGUGAAGAUGUCAGUCCACGUGGAUGGGUGAUUGUAACCUUAUUGCCAUUAAAAGAUUUCAAAAUUGCAUUCAUGCUUCUGUGUACACAUAAUGAAAGAAAUGGGCAAGAUAAUGAAGAUUGAACUUUCCUUAAGUCUGUUCUGUUUACUUCUGCUGUCUGCUCUCUUCUCUAAUGCUGCGUCUCUUAAUUGUACACAGUUUAGUGAUACCUAGAAGUAUAAGUGGUCGCCCAUCAAUAAAAAUCACAAUGUUGGUUUAGCGA
Molecule: messenger RNA, 3378 nt
Organism: Erinaceus europaeus (western European hedgehog)
Lineage: Eukaryota; Metazoa; Chordata; Mammalia; Eulipotyphla; Erinaceidae
Gene: USP10
Product: ubiquitin specific peptidase 10
Exons: 14
Coding region: 138-2537 (799 amino acids)
Biological process (GO): DNA damage response, signal transduction by p53 class mediator; regulation of autophagy; protein deubiquitination
Cellular component (GO): nucleus; early endosome; cytosol
Molecular function (GO): cysteine-type endopeptidase activity; cysteine-type deubiquitinase activity
Source: RefSeq, a predicted model, not a curated record